AAUCAGGGGCCCACAUGAACCAAGUAGCUGAUCCUUUGUUGACCGAGGCUAUCACCGCGUUAGUCAAAAUCAACGGGAAGAGUAGUCGUUUCCAAGUAGAUUCGGGAUCUCCGUACACUAUCGUGUCAGAAGGCGUUUUUAACAAGAUUUUUGGUAACAACUCCCCGAAGUUAUACCCUUUCCGCACCAUUUUGCGUGGGUACUCGAAGAAACAAGUUCGAAUUGCCGGCCAAUGCCAAGUGAAGGUCACAUACAACAACUUCACUCGAGAACUUCCACUAAUCGUGGCCAGGGGAAACAACAUAAGUUUGUUAGGGAGAAACUGGUUCAAAGAGUUAGGGAUAUGUGUCUCGGGCGUAUAUCGCAUUUCCCGAGACCGAAUCCAGGAGUUGAUGGAAGAGUUUCCGGGGGUAUUCAAAGAGGGGUUAGGAACAUAUAAAGGCCAGCCGAUUUCAAUUAAAUUAGACCCGAACGUAACGCCCAUCAGAUUAAAGGCAAGGCGCGUACCGUUGGGGAUUCGUCAAAAGGUGGACGACGAACUUGAGAAAUGGGUCAAGCAGGGAAUUUUAGAGCCGAUAACAGAUCCUGAGUGGGCUACCCCCAUUGUGCCGAUUUUGAAGCAAGAUGGAUCGGUACGCAUCUGUGGGGAUUAUAAAAUUACACUUAAUAAGGCACUGCGGCCCACCGCUUAUCCCAUUCCAGCGAUCAAUCACUUGUUGGCAGAUUUGGGACAUGCGAAAGUAUUUGCCAAGCUUGAUCUGGCCCAGGCAUAUCAGCAGCUCGCGGUAGAUGAUGAGACAGCCAGGGCUCAAACGAUUAUUACACACAAAGGGGCCUUUAAGGUCAAAAGAUUACAAUUUGGUAUCAACGCGGCGCCAGGGAUUUUCCAAGCUUUUAUCGAACAACUUGUAGGGGGAAUAGAAGGGGUAAUCCCAUACUUUGAUGAUAUUCUCAUUGCGGCUAAAUCCGAGGAAAAUCUGCUGCAUAAGGUUAGGCAGGUUCUAGAGAAAUUCCAAUCAUCGGGCUUGCGCAUUAAAACACAGAAAUGUGUUAUAGGCGUUCCAAGUGUAACAUUUUUGGGGUUUAAGAUAGAUUCGAACGGAAUUCAUCCCUCGGAGGAGAAUGUCCGGGCAGUUUGGCAAAGCCCUGUACCAUCUAACAAAAGAGAGCUUCAAGGGUUCCUGGGACUAGUUAAUUUUUAUCAUAUUUUUCUAAAAAACAAAGCCACGGUUGCGGAACCAUUGCAUCGUCUUCUGGAUGCGAACACACCGUGGGAGUGGGGGCCCAAACACGAAAAAGCGUUUAAGGCCGUCAAAUCAUUGUUGACAUCAGACGCCGUACUAACGCACUUCGACUCAAAAAAACCAUUAGUGCUAACAUGUGAUGCGUCACCUUACGGUAUUGGAGCUGUCCUUAGCCACCGCAUGCCAGACAGAAGUGAGGCACCCAUUGCCUACUAUUCGCGCACGCUAUCAGCAACGGAACGUAACUACGCACAGAUAGACAGAGAGGCCUUGGCAAUCGUGGCGGGAGUGAAGAAAUUUCACGACUAUAUCUACGGACGGCAAGUGGAAAUACAGACCGAUCACAAGCCUCUUCUCGCCUUACUAUCGUCAUCCAGACCGACUCCAAGCAUCAUCUCACCCCGGAUGCUCCGAUGGAAUAACCUCCUGUCAGCAUAUGACUAUAUACUCGUCUACAGACAAGGAAAAUCUAUACAGAACGCGGACGCGUUGAGUCGUCUUCCGGUGGCCGAAGUUCCAGAGCAGCAACCGAACGAGAGAGACAUCUUCCUUAUAGACGUCAUGGAGUGUCCAUCUCUGUCAGCUAGAAAAAUAGCCCUAGCAACCGAUAAAGACCCAAUCUUAUCUAAAGUGAAGACUUGGGUUGUGACUGGCUGGCCCAAGCAGAAAACUUCAGGCCUUUUUCAACCAUUCGAAAACAGAAGUGUAGAACUGUCAAUCCAUAAAGGAUGUUUGCUAUGGGGAAGUCGUAUCGUAAUUCCUCCCCAUCAACGGAAAAUAUGUCUCAAUAUGUUGCACGUCGCACACCCGGGUAUUGUUAAGAUGAAGGCACUGGCUAGGAGUUACAUUUGGUGGCCAGGUCUGGACAGCGACAUUGAGAAAUUAGUCAGGUCAUGUGCGAGCUGUCAAGCAGUCCAACAUAACCCUCCCAAAACUAUGUCCGCUUGGGAACCGGAGGAAGCUCCGUGGAAUAGGCUCCACAUAGACUUUGCCGGCCCCUUUCAGGACAAAAUAUUUUUCAUAGUGGUGGAUGCCAAGUCCAAGUGGUUGGAAGUGGAUAUAGUGCCAUCGACAUCUGCAAAUGGAGCGAUUAAAGUGUUGCGGAAACUGUUCGCCACGCACGGAAUACCAACAGUGAUCGUAUCAGAUAACGGCACUGCCUUUACAUCUUGCGAGUUUCGCAAUUUCCUUAACAACAACGGUAUUCAACAUAUCACUACGGCACCCUUUCAUCCGUCGUCUAACGGACAAGCGGAGAGGAUGGUGCAAUUUACAAAGCAAGCUCUGAAGAAAAUGAAGGGAGCUGACAUGGGAUUGAAGUUAGCGAGAAUGCUAAUAUCACAGCAUGUGACACCGUCGUCGGCAACGGGAGUGAGUCCGGCGGAACUGCUGAUGGGACGGAAGUUGCGGACUUGCAUAGAUAAUUGCUACCCCUCAACGAAAGAAGGCAGCAUUGAGGAAGCAAGAAGGAAAUCUCCAAAUCGAGCCUUCCGAGUGGGUGAUCCAGUUUAUGUUCGAAGCUUCAAUUCCACCGAGAACUGGACCCCAGCUGACAUCACGGAUGUGAGGGGAAAUGUCACUUAUUCGGCCCGUACAGAGGAUGGUCAGAUAAUUAAACGACAUACAGACCAAAUUCGACCACGUUUUCCAGAGGAAACUACAGCCAAACCGACAAACGAAGAGUCUCCUCCCAAUGACAAGUCGGACGUGGAAGAGCAAGUUUCAGACGAAGUGGAACCGAGUUUGGAUGCACCUACCAGCAACCCCAGAGAGGACCGUCAGCCACGCAUAAGACAACCUCCGAAAUAUUGAAAAGAUUAUGUAUCUUUCUAGGAGGGGAAGGAGUGUCAUGUCGUGUCUUACCACGACAUGUAAAGGGCGCGUCGAGCGCAGCGCCCGAGGGCGAGACGCCCGAUAUAUAAACCCUGUAACCGAGGGCAGUGUGCCCUUUUUUGGAUUGUCGCUGAACCCUGUUCUGUAGUUACCCGAUAUAUGUUAAAUAAAUGUGAAAUGUUCUAAGUAUCGUGUCCAUUCACUUCUCAGGCACUACUAACGUAAGAUUCACGGGAAUUUUACAUCUGGCGACGAGGAUGGGAUUGGAUUGAGAAUAAGUCCUGAGGAAACAGAAUAAGCACGAUCUUCACCGGUACCACGUGGAGCGAGAUCAAUGGCUACCUUCGGCUGCCUGGAAGAGUUCGACCCUACACACCCAAGUCAGUGGAUUUCUUAUGCUGAGAGGCUCGACGCAUAUCUAACUGCUAACAAUAUAGAAGACGAAGAGAGGAAGAAGGCUAUUCUGCUGACGGCAUGCGGACGAGAAACGUACAACCUGUUGAGGUCUCUUUUGUCUCCCAACUUGCCAACCACGAAAUCCUU
Messenger RNA from Centruroides sculpturatus (bark scorpion), 3620 nucleotides. RefSeq lists its product as uncharacterized. Gene Ontology annotation, molecular function: nucleic acid binding. Lineage: Eukaryota; Metazoa; Arthropoda; Arachnida; Scorpiones; Buthidae. Gene Ontology annotation, biological process: DNA integration. The record is from RefSeq and is a predicted model, not a curated record. The transcript has a single exon. Bases 15 to 3056 code for a protein of 1013 amino acids.